UCGAUGAUCAACCCAAUUUUCCCAGACAACGUGGGAAUGAAAACCAGUAACAAGAUUAGUGCAGACUGCAGACCAAAUGUGGCGGCAAAACUGUUUCUCGGAAAAUGAAGAUUCGGAUCAAAGCAUCUCAGAUGGCGAAGACCCUGAGGACGAAAAGUCCUUAUGUAGACCUGAAAGGACGAAGGAUCAACUACCAGUUCUAUCACAACUUGAGACACUUAAAGAAUGUGAACGUCCUCCUGGAGUGGGCAUUGAUGAAUUGGGUUUUGGAAGGGAAAAGAGUUGGAGGUCAUUUCAGAAGCAUAUGGGUGCCUCUUUUGAGGAGUCUGAAUUGCCUGGUCUCCAUGAUGGCAAAGGGGAGAAUGCAUUCGCACACAAGUCUUAUGAUGAGGAAAGGAUCUCUGAUGAUGAGGAUUACAACAUGGUCUCAAAGUUUUCUGUGAUCUCUGGAGCAAACAAGUUUCAGAAAGAUCAUCUCCAUAUUCUUGAGAACGAGAACAAAAAUGAAUCAUGCAUACAGUCUGCAGUUCUUAAAGAAGCUAAUAAAUUUCUAUUUUCACAUAAAGAGGAUGGCAAUUAUUCUUUCCAUACUGCAAAUUCUGAGACCAGGAAAAUCUGGAAAGGUAGAAGCAAAGUGAAGCCCAGGUUCUCCAUUCGCCACUGGUUACACAAGGAAGCGACACCCCCAUUGUUGAUGAUGAAGGAUGAGGAUAAUAAAUCAUCCAGUGUUCCUAAACUGUACGAGGGAUUGGGAAAUCUUGAGCAUAAAGUUAUGGGACAUUCGAUGACUGAGCUUCUUGAAGGUUUGCAGGAAGAAAAAGAGACACAAUCUGACCUUCAUCUGGGAUCUGUUGAAAGAGUCACUCCUGGACAUGGGAAUUUGGAGCAUUCAAUGACUGAGUUUCUGAAUGGCUUUCAGGGCCAAAAUUGUGAACUGAAACGGACCUAUAAGAUGAAUAGUAAAACAAAAGGAAGAAAGUUAUGGCCUGGUGCAAAGAGAAAUAUAUCUCACCUGGGUGAUCGAAUCCUUCAGAAUGAAGAACUCCAUGAGCUCAUUAUUAGUGAAACAUCAAGCGAGGAUGAGGCCAAUGAUCAAAAUCAACUAAAACUGACAACUGUAGAAAUUAAAGGGCAAACAAUGGCUGAUAGAUUCCAGGAAGCUUUGAUUGCUUCAGCUGCAACUGAAGGGGGGAGCUUCUAUGUGACAUCUAAAAAGAUAGGAACUGGAUAUUAUGGAAGGCUGCAGCAAGUCAUGCAGGCCGAAAAGGAAAGACAUAUGGAAUUCUUGAAGCAGGUGCAGACAUCAGCUAAUUCACAUGAUGCAGUGGGAUGCAUUGAUGUUAAAAUAUUGUCAAGAUACUUGGAUGCAAAGUUGACAGUUUGUCAGUGUACUGUUGGUGAAAACACUAAGCAGAGCUUGCAAUGUGCACAGAACCUCCAAGGGAUUAAGGGCAAAGGAGAUGGGGAAAAGACCAUUAUCUUCAGUUCAAAAUUUUGUGGAAAUGUGGAGCUUGAAGUGGGAAACUUGAUACGCAUUCACCCUCCAUGGUAUAAAUUAUAGAACUGCCACCCUUCUUUCAUGGACCUUCACUCUUUAAGUAUUGAUAGAAGGGAAAUAUUCUUACACUGUAGUUUGAUGAGACAUUAUAUUCAGUCCAUGCCUCCAUUGAUUUUGUUCCUCUUCCAAGACGUAGAGAAAACCAUUUUUAAUAGACCUCCGUUUGGUUGGUAUUGCACUUCAGCACAACUGUACCACAGGAAUCACUGGAAGUACAUCUCAGAGUUUUGUGUUCAUGGUAAAUUAGUAGACAUUUGACCAAAAUGGGUGCUGAACAAAUCCUGUUCAACCUGUAACUAUACCAGAUUACCCAUUGAUGAUCAAGUAUGUCAGUAGAUUCAGUACAUGACAAAUAUUUAAAGCAAAUUAAGUCCAAUCUACUUAGGUCAAUUGGGAUAAAUCCUAGGUCAUUCAAGCAGCAAAUCUGUCGGGACAUGCAAUUAAAUCUGUCUUUAUGCAGAUUUCGUCUGGAAGCCACCUGACAAUCAAGGAGAUCAUUAUCAGCUUACCAGUUAGAUUUGGUGGGGUCUUUCCUUGUUUUACAAUUAUGGUGUGAUUGGUGAUAAAGGUGCUACUGAACUACUGUAGCUCAAGCAAAAUAUUGCCUCAAGUUUGGUGAAUUGCCAAUUACAAUCAAGCUAGAUGUUUAUGGUAUAAUCUUGAAAGAACACUAAAAAUCUAAACAAGUAUUGUUCUGAACCUUUUGAGCAGGAAAGAGGUAAAGUCUACAGGGAGUGGUAGCAUAAUUUUGUGUACAUAUUUCUCCCAGAUUGAGACGUGAGUCCAAAUUCCUUUGCCAAGA
Molecule: messenger RNA, 2360 nt
Organism: Nelumbo nucifera (sacred lotus)
Lineage: Eukaryota; Viridiplantae; Streptophyta; Magnoliopsida; Proteales; Nelumbonaceae
Source: RefSeq, a predicted model, not a curated record